Ectocarpus sp. CCAP 1310/34 is the source of this 1986-nucleotide messenger RNA. Lineage: Eukaryota; Phaeophyceae; Ectocarpales; Ectocarpaceae. The record is from the annotation of a GenBank genome assembly.
UGGAUUGCAGCAGAGAACACACGCACUGCGGGCGACACCAUACAGCAGACAACACACGCACAGCAGGCGACAGCAUCUAGGCCCGAUGGCGCUGGACUCUCUGUGGUGUGAUGCAUCAUGGCUCCGUGGCGCUGGACUCUCUGUGAAGGUUCGAGGGUGGGUGGCGCGCCUUCUUCUCUCUCGCGCCACAACCGAGCUCGUGCUGGUGUUGAUCUUUCUGACGGUGGCUAGCCCGACGGGCUGGGGGUGGAACGAGUGCUCCAUCUCGCCGCAGGACGAGUGGAAGGAAGCGACGGAAGACACUCUGGCCAUGAGGAUGCGCGCCGAAUACGAACGGAUGUACACGUGCACCACCCGUGAAGAUGCCUCUUUCAUGGCGGCUAACUACUACUUCGACUCUCCCUGCUUGGCCAAGAGGUUUUUCUACCCCACUGACGUUCGAGAGUGCUUACGAGGGCGACGAGUCAUCUUUCUGGGGGACUCUUUAUCCAACCAGCAGGGGGACUCUCUGGUUGGUAUGUUGGGCUGGCACCCUGAAUGGAUGCCGCGCGGGGGGCCCAGAAACCGCAAGCGGGCUGUAAGAAAGGACGGAACGCGCUACUUUACCCUGGUGGACUGCUGGCACCCGCCGGGGGGCUCAAUUCCGGGCAUCGAGAGGUGCUACGACGUCUACGACACCGACUUCCCCUUCGAGGGAAAUCACCGCAGCCCUGGAAAACCUUCCCUCGAGAUCCACGGGUCUACUACUGACGACGGGGCGUUUGCAUCGACCGAAGGUAAACACGACAGGAGAACCAGAAGGCGCUCCUUGGAAGGGGACGAGGGGGGGGUAGAGGAGGGAGGGGUGGAAGAGGGUAAGGAGGAAGGGGGGAAGGGGGAAAUGACCAAGGCUAAUCAAACAACGUCGGUGCACGUGCGCAUGACCUCUACCGCGGACGACCGACACUGGCUGAGGAGAGCUUUGAGGGAUUACAACGAGACGAGGGCGUCCGACGUCGUCGUGGUCAACUUCGGCCCCCACUACCGCAGCACCCCGGAGGGCGAGGAGAGCUUCAAGCGAGACGUGUCCUCUAUCCUAGAUGAUAUGGCCGAGAUCGGUGAAACCGCCACCGUCGUUUGGAGGGAGAUAGCACCGACUCACUUCCCCGGCGAAAAUGGCACGUACGAGUCUUUCGUCGAGUUAGACCUUGGUAACAACGCCUGCUGCACUGGAACGCCGGUGAAGGUUUUGGACCGAAACGCGUGGGUUGAGGACUACGUGCGAGACAACGGGCUUUCGGACAGGGUAAAAUUGCUGCGCAUUUACGACAUGUCCGUCCCGCGGGGUGCAGCCCACCACACCUGCCACCUCGCCCCGCCGUCUACCAUGGACCAGGCAGGAGCCGAAAGCGACUACUGCCACUCCGUCUACGCUACCGACUGCAGGCAUUGGUCGGAAACUGGCGUUGUAGAAGAGUGGAACGCGCUACUGCUCAACCAUUUAUGCCCGAUGGCAUAGCGAGGUUGCAUUUGUCAGAGUUUUGCUUGUUCUUGCCGUGAGGAGUUCAGGGAAAGGUUUUGCCGGUUCUCUGCUUGUAAGCUUUCGCGCAGGGUUGACAAGAACAUUUUGUAUCCUUCAGUUUCUGUGUGUUUUUGCCGAAUGCGAUAGGAACCCACCGCCGUCCUCUUCCGGGUUGACGGGCAACAGUAUGCACUCCUUCGUCGGCCGUGUUUUUGGCGAACGUCUUGACGAACACAUGUCUGUGAAUGGUGAAAAUGUUUUUCAGUUGUGAUGCGCGACCAACGACCUCGUCGUAUAUACCGAGAUGUGCCUACAUCGUUACAGUACACUUUGAUACUUGAAUAGAUGGCGACCCCUGUAGCAAAUUCCAACAACGACGUAAAUAACGUACUCCGAGUAACUUAAGUGAACGUUUAUUUUUUGACGUUAUUAAUCAUCCCUUAAAAAGUUGGACUCAUCAGCCGGGGUCACACAAGAGUAAGGCC